Molecule: messenger RNA, 3517 nt
Organism: Numida meleagris (helmeted guineafowl)
Lineage: Eukaryota; Metazoa; Chordata; Aves; Galliformes; Numididae
Gene: ADARB2
Product: adenosine deaminase, RNA specific B2 (inactive)
Exons: 10
Coding region: 38-2275 (745 amino acids)
Biological process (GO): adenosine to inosine editing; RNA processing
Cellular component (GO): cytoplasm; nucleolus
Molecular function (GO): double-stranded RNA binding; double-stranded RNA adenosine deaminase activity; tRNA-specific adenosine deaminase activity
Source: RefSeq, a predicted model, not a curated record
GCAUCGCGGCGCGGUGCCGUUGCGCUCAGGUACGGGCAUGACAUCCGUCCUCGGCGGCAGCAGGGCGUCGGGAGGGCCGAGCGGGCAGCUGAAAUGCAAGUCCAAGAGGAGAAGGAGGAGGAGAUCGAAGAGGAAAGAAAAAGUAAGCAUACUGUCAACCUUUAUAGCACCCUUCAAGUAUCUGAGUCCUGGUUCAAGCACCAUGGAGGAUGAAGAUAAUUUAAGUACCAGCAGUGCAGAAGUAAAGGAAAAUCGAAACACUGGCAACCUGGAGGAUCAUCCAGUAUCCUCCAAUGAGAGGCCAAGAGGGGGAACACCUAGCAGUAAGAGAAAAAGACCCCUAGAGGAUGGCAAUAAUGGCCAUUUCUGCAAACUCCAACUCAUCUGGAAGAAAGUAUCGUGGUCAGUGACACCAAAGAAUGCUCUGGUCCAGCUACAUGAACUUAAACCUGGUUUACAAUACAAAAUGGUUUCCCAGACAGGUCCAGUGCACGCUCCAGUCUUUGCUGUUGCUGUGGAAGUGAAUGGACUUACGUUUGAAGGCACAGGACCCACAAAAAAGAAAGCUAAAAUGCGUGCUGCAGAGCUCGCUCUGAAGUCAUUCGUUCAGUUCCCCAACGCCUGCCAAGCUCACUUUGCCAUGGGGAACUGCAUUAACCCAUCCACGGACUUUACUUCUGAUCAGGCAGACUUCCCAGAUACUCUGUUCAAGGAGUUUGAACCAUCCACACACAGUGAGGACUUUUCGGUCUAUAACCCAGUUAAUAACGAGUUGCUUUCCACCGCUUAUCGACAUGGGCGCUUACUCUGCCACACAUUGGACUUAAUGGGCCACGGUAAGCAGAACAGACAUAAGAUGGCAUCCAAAGCGGAGAGCGAGAAGAACCCAGUGGUGCUGCUAAAUGAGCUGCGGUCAGGCCUGCGGUAUGUCUGCCUGUCGGAGACCGUGGAGAAGCAGCACAUCAAGAGUUUUGUGAUGGCGGUGCGAGUAGACGGGAGAACAUUUGAAGGCUCAGGACGCAGCAAGAAGCUGGCUAAGGGCCAAGCAGCGCAGGCCGCACUGCAGGCCCUCUUUAACAUUCGGCUGCCCAGUCACACUCCCAGCAGGAGUAAAUGUCACCAUUUGCCACAGGACUUUGCGGACUCCGUGUACCAAAUGGUUACACAGAAGUUCCAGGAGGUGACAGACAAUUUCACUUCCAUGCAUGCACGCCACAAAACUCUUGCAGGAAUUGUGAUGACCAAAGGUUUGGACAUCAGGCAAGCUCAGGUUAUUGUGCUGUCAUCGGGUACCAAAUGUAUAAAUGGGGAAUACAUUAAUGACCAAGGGCUUGUGGUCAACGACUGCCAUGCAGAAAUUGUGGCAAGAAGGGCAUUUAUUCACUUCCUCUACUCACAGCUGGAGCUACACUUAAGCAAACGGCGAGAAGACUGGGAGCGAUCAAUCUUCGUGCGAUUAAAAGAGGGAGGCUACAGGCUGCAGGAGAACAUCCUGUUCCAUCUGUACGUGAGCACUUCGCCCUGUGGGGACGCACGCCUCAACUCCCCCUACGAAAUCACAACUGACUUGAACAGCAGCAAGCACAUAGUGAGAAAGUAUCGAGGGCAUCUCCGAACAAAGAUCGAGUCUGGAGAAGGAACCAUCCCGGUGCGGUGCCAUAACGCGGCUCAGACGUGGGACGGCGUGCUGCUGGGCGAGCAGCUCAUCACCAUGUCCUGCACAGACAAAAUUGCCAGAUGGAACAUCCUUGGGCUCCAAGGUGCUCUUCUCAGCUCUUUCAUCGAACCCAUGUACUUGCACAGCAUCGUUGUGGGAAGCCUCUAUCACACUGGUCACCUUUCCCGGGUAAUGAGCCAUAGAAUAGAAGACAUUGGUCAGCUGCCAGCUUCAUAUCGGCACAAUCAGCUUCUUCUCAGUGGGGUUAGUCACGCUGAUGCGCGGCAGCCUGGAAAAUCUCCCAGCUUCAGUGUGAAUUGGAUUGUGGGAAACGCCGAUCUGGAAGUUAUCAACGCCACAACAGGGAAGAGGAACUGUGGGAGCCCCUCCCGGCUCUGCAAGCACAUGUUCUUCGCUCGCUGGGCAAAGCUUCAUGGCAAGCUGAGCACGCGAACACCAAGCCAUGGAGACGUGCCAUCGAUGUACAGCGAGGCGAAGCUAGUGGCUCAGACAUACCAGGCUGUCAAGCAGCAGCUGUUUAAGGCAUUUCAGAAAGCUGGGCUGGGCACCUGGGUGAAGAAACCCCCAGAGCAAGAUCAGUUCCUACUGACUGUGUAAAUCGCUCGACACCUUUGCUAUGCGACCAGAUCAAAUCGGCUGGUGAGGAGGCUGGGCGGGACUGAGAAUUGAAGCAAUUUGGUAUUUAAUAGCAACCUCCACUGAAGUAUUUUCUUUUAACUCUGUAUUGGAAAAACAUAAAUAUAAAUGUGUCUGAUGCACUGAAGUCGACUUCAGAAAACUGCUUUUUCAUGAUCCCUUCCCAAGAAUGUACCUGCCCAAAUUAGAAUGCCAAUCCCACAAAGAUUUUGCUUGUCAUAGUUUAACGCUGUUGGUAUUCACAGUCUGAGGCAUUAGCAGGCCACCUGGUUGAUCCCAAACAGAGUUUGUUUUCCCUCACAGAGUCAGUGCAAGAAUCAUCACUGAAUAAUGGAAAAUAGUAAGCAGAGAUGGAAGCACCCCAGGCACUCAGCAAGGCACUGGGCAUCCAUAAUCAUCCACAAAUAAAGGUGUUGAACCUCUAUGCAAAAUCAUCCUGUUCACUGCCUGAAUCUGUGAUAAAGAAUUUGGGCCUUGAAGAUAUGCAGAAUUUUUAAGCUCCGCUAACCCACUGCUGGCUCUGAGCACGAUGCUGGGCGUCAGCUUUCCCUUGGUGUUUACACUGCUCUCCUCUGAUGCUGUGGACAUACUACUUCCCACCACACCUCCAAUCCUGGCUGUGAGUUUUGCACACUACAAAUCUGAAUUAUCUGAGCCCAUUCACACCACACGUGGCCCCUUAUAAACCAGCUGGGUGUCCCUCACCCCACUGCAGUGCCACUGGGGCUGGUGCUCUCCAUGGUGCUGGGCUGUAGGUGAGGACCGCUGCGAAGGAUGCUCCUGGGUCCAGAGAUCAGGGAGCCGCUGCAAAUCAUUCAGGCUGCAGCCAGCACCCAGGGCCUCAGAUGUCUCAGCUCCUGAGAAUCCACUGCUCUAAAUAAAGUUGGUGUGAGCUCAGGACGCUCCCAGCUGUGUUGGGUAUCCACAACAGAGAUAUCCCAAACUAGGCAGUAGGUUUGGUACUUGGCUCUUUCCUGCCUCAGUUUCUCCAUCCGCAAAAUGGGGAUAAUAACAUCUACUUCACAUCUAAAGUAGGCAGGAACAGAGUGUUUUGGCCAGAUCCCACAUAAGCCAGAUGCUGUCACAUUUACAGUGAGUUUCACCUCUGCACAUAGUCCAAUUGACAUAAGUGCAGUAAAUAGAACUACAAGCCUGGGUAACAUCCUUCUCCGCGUAAGAGUUUCCAGAUUCUAACUCUGUAUA